Molecule: messenger RNA, 330 nt
Organism: Leishmania major strain Friedlin
Lineage: Eukaryota; Euglenozoa; Kinetoplastea; Trypanosomatida; Trypanosomatidae
Exons: 1
Coding region: 1-330 (109 amino acids)
Source: RefSeq, a predicted model, not a curated record
AUGGCUUGCGUUACCGGUGGGUGCUGCAGUGCAGCCUACUAUAUCUGCUUAGCCGCUAUCUGCAUCUACCUCUUCGUUUGCAUUCUCGCGGUUCCGCAGUACCGCUUCGUGGCCCUCAUGAUCUUCGCCCUGGUGACCCUGUAUGCCACCUCCGCAUGGCGCCUGCUGCCGUCGGAGCGGCUUGUGGUGCGUGAGAUGGCAGAGGCAAUGGCGAGGCAGCGCUGCCCACUCCCGGCGGUGGCGGUGCCGUUCACGACACCCAUGACGGCCGGCGCGGCCGUCACUCAUCCAUCGUUGGCGUUUCAUGAGCCGUACAGAGGCUCGAUCUGA